Messenger RNA from Ostertagia ostertagi, 435 nucleotides. Lineage: Eukaryota; Metazoa; Nematoda; Chromadorea; Rhabditida; Trichostrongylidae. The record is from the annotation of a GenBank genome assembly.
AUGACCGUUAACCACUUCGCGUACUUGGUGUGGCCAGAUCAUACAGCACCCUUCAGUCCUGCACCAAUGGUCGGGUGUUUGAAGCUGUGCCGCCAACUUGCUUCCGGCCAACCAAUCACGGUGCACUGUUCGGCAGGCAUUGGAAGGUCAGCCACGUUUGUAGCAAUCGAUUACGCAUGGCAAAGAAUUCGCGAAAACGGCGACGUGCAGAUGAUUGAUGUCCUGAAAGAGGUUCGGCAGCAACGGUUCCAUGCAAUUCAGUCACCAAUACAAUACAUAUUUUUGCAUAUGUGCCUGCUUGAAAUGGCUAAUGAGGAAAAUUUGCUGCCACGUAAAAAAUACGGCCCUUACUUGGACGCCUACGUUUCUAUGCUCAAAAAAUACAACAAAAAGGUGCAGGCAGCCGAAGCGAGGGCUGAAGCAAAAGAGGCCGCC